UGGCUGCUUGGAGAAGUAGGACAGAAACAUUUGUCUGUUUUUGAGGGUGGCCAGGGUUGUUUUUGGAGCUUUGAUUUUUGCAAUGGCAGAAACACUCUGGAAGCCUUUGUGGAUUUUGUUACUAGUACUGAGUUAUGCUGAUGCAGGAAGUGUUUACAGGCAUCAUUGUACAAAAGAUGGUGCUCAGGAUGGGAGCACUGAAAGUACUACUGCUCAGACAAGCUCUGAUUCUGGAUUUGUGCCUAGUCAAGAAGCUUAUUUUGAGGAAACCCAGGACUUCUCAAAAACUCAGGCCUUUGAUAGUAGUUUGACCAAUGCAGGCUCAAGGGCAUUCAGUUUUCAGGGAACUACCUACACCUCAAGCUUUCAGCCACUAACUAGGGAUCUUAAGCCUGCCCUAAGCACCUCCUUCCAACAAGCCUCAGACCAGUCUGUGCAGACAGCAUACCAGCAGGCAGGUUCAGCCCGGCCUGUCCAGAGCAGCUGCCGACAGGUAGCUUCAGCCCGGCCUGUCCCAUCUGCUUCCCAGAGAGUAUCUUCCGCCCAGCCUGUCCCGAGCAGCUACCAUCAGGUGGCUUCCGCCCAGCCUGUCCCGAGCAGCUACCAUCAGGUGGCUUCAACCCAGCCUCUCCCAUCUGCUUCCCAGAGAGUAUCUUCCGCCCAGCCUGUAGCGAGCAGCUACCAACAGGUGGCUUCCGCACAGCCUGUAGCGAGCAGCUACCAACAGGUGGCUUCCGCCCAGCCUGUCCCGAGCAGCUACCAUCAGGUGGCUUCAACCCAGCCUGUCCCAUCUGCUUCCCAGAGAGUAUCUUCCGCCCAGCCUGUCCCAUCUGCUUCCCAGAGAGUAUCUUCCGCCCAGCCUGUAGCGAGCAGCUACCAACAGGUGGCUUCCGCCCAGCCUGUAGCGAGCAGCUACCAACAGGUGGCUUCCGCCCAGCCUGUAGCGAGCAGCUACCAACACGUGGCUUCAGCUCAACAUGUAGCGAGCAGCUACCAAAAGGUGGCUUCAGCCUGGCCUGUCCCAUCUGCUUCCCAGAGAGUAUCUUCCGCCCAGCCUGUAGCGAGCAGCUACCAACAGGUUGCUUCAGCUCAGCCUCUAGCGAGCAGCUACCAACAGGUGGCUUCCGCCCAGCCUGUAGCGAGCAGCUACCAACACAUGGCUUCAGCUCAACCUGUAGCGAGCAGCUACCAAAAGGUGGCUUCAACCUGGCCUGUCCCAUCUGCUUCCCAGAGAGUAUCUUCAGCCCAGCCUGUAGCGAGCAGCUACCAACAGGUUGCUUCAGCUCAACCUCUAGCGAGCAGCUUCCAACAGGUGGCAUCAGCCCCGCUUUUCCCAUCUGCUUCCCAGAGAGCAUCUUCAGCCCAGCCUGGAGCGAGCAGCUACCAACAGGUGGCUUCCGCCCAGCCUGGAGCGAGCAGCUACCAACAGGUGGCUUCCGCCCAGCCUGGAGCGAGCAGCUACCAACAGGUGGCUUCCGCCCAGCCUGGAGCGAGCAGCUACCAACAGGUGGCUUCAACCCCGCUUUUCCCAUCUGCUUCCCAGAGAGCAUCUUCAGCCCAGCCUGUCCUGAGCAGCUACCAGCAGGUUGCUUCCGCCCAGCCUGUAGUGAGCAGCUACCAACGCGUGGCUUCAGCCCAGCCUGUCCCAUCUGCUUCCCAGAGAGCAUCUUCAGCCCAGCCUGUCCUGAGCAGCUACCAGCAGGUUGCUUCCGCCCAGCCUGUAGCGAGCAGCUACCAACAGUUGGCUUCCGCCCAGCCUGUAGCGAGCAGCUACCAUCAGGUUGCUUCCGCCCAGCCUGUAGCGAGCAGCUACCAACACGUGGUUUCAGCCCGGCCUGUCCCAUCUGCUUCCCAGAGAGUAUCUUCAGCUCAACCUGUACAGAGCAGCUAUCAGUCUGGCCUUUCUUCCCCAAGUGUUGGCUUUGGUUCUAGUGCUGUGGGAACCGGACAAAGUGCUUCGAGUCUGUACAGCUCUCAGGACGUUUCCUCUACUUCAACCUAUAAGCCCUCUGUUGGCGCUCUAGGACUUGCCCAAAGCACGUACCAGCAGGGAGUUUCAUAUCGGCCUGUGCAGAGCACUUUGCCAUCCAGCUUUGUUUCUAGGGCACAUCCAUACGCCUCAAGCUUUAAGCCCUCUACUAGCACUUCAAAGCCAGUCCAAAGCGGCUACCAGCAAAAAGCAUCAGAUCAGCCUGUCCAAACUGCUUCCCAGAGAGUAUCUUCAUCCCAGCCUGUAACAAGCAGCUACCAACAGGUUGCUUCAUCCCAGCCUGUAGCAAGCAGCUACCAACAGGUGGCUUCAGCCUGGCCUGUCCCAUCUGCUUCCCAGAGAGUAUCUUCAGCCCAGCCUGUCCAGUCAGCAUACCAGCAGGUAGCUUCCACACAGCCUGUGUGGCGUAGUUCUCCACCUAGCUUUGUUUCCCAAAAGGUUGGCUUUGAUUCUAGUGCAGUGGGAUUAAGUGGCUCAAGGGCAUAUUCUUACACCACAAGCUUGAAGCCCUCUACUAGUGCUUCACAGCCUGUGCAAAGCACCUACCAGCAAAAGCCUGUCCAAACUGCUUCCCAGAGCAUAUCUUCAGCUCAGCCUGUACUGAGCAGCUAUCGGUCUGGCCUUUAUUCCCAAAAUGUUGGCUUUGAUUCUAGUGCGGGGACAGGCUCCGGGGUGUCCUCCUAUACCUCAAGCUUUAGGCCCCCCACCAGCAUUUCUAAGCCUGUCCCAAGCAGCUACCAGCAAGUAACUUUAUCCCAGCCAGCUCAGAGUAGCUACCCGCCUGAAGCUGCUUCCCAAAAUAUUAGAAUGGAUUCUUCUUUGACUGAAGUGGUAGGAAGUGUCUUGAGAAAUGACUACGGUUCUGAAGUAGCUACAACUGGAUUAAACUACAGGCCUUUCACCAGCAUAUCUACACCUUCCCAAAGUACUUGCCGACAGGUGACUGCAGCCCAGCCCGUUCAGAGCCGAUACCAAGAUGUGCCUUUUUCCCAAACCAGCUAUGGUGCUAGUUUGAGUGGUGUGACUUCAACUGGUUCAAGGAGUCUGUAUACCCCUUCAGACUCGGUGGCUUCAGUGGCUUCUGCUCAAGCGUUCAGAUCACCAUAUUCCUAUGCUCAGGCUUUGAGUUCCCUAGACAACUCUCAACCCUCUGCUGGCUCUCCAAGAUUAACAUGGACACAAAAGGUGCUGGAGUAGCUGAUAGCUUCCACUCCAUGGUGGGAUUGUCGCAGCAGCUGAACCUUUGAUUCAAAACUUUCUAAAUAAAUAUUCAACUCUUU
Molecule: messenger RNA, 3270 nt
Organism: Pygocentrus nattereri (red-bellied piranha)
Lineage: Eukaryota; Metazoa; Chordata; Actinopteri; Characiformes; Serrasalmidae
Product: endochitinase A-like
Exons: 4
Coding region: 83-3187 (1034 amino acids)
Source: RefSeq, a predicted model, not a curated record